Psylliodes chrysocephalus is the source of this 6956-nucleotide messenger RNA. The record is from the annotation of a GenBank genome assembly. NCBI's taxonomy places the organism in Eukaryota, Metazoa, Arthropoda, Insecta, Coleoptera, Chrysomelidae.
UAUAGUGUAUUUGGAUGCUGACUCUAUAUGCUCGAAGAUUUCACUUAAUUUUUUUAUAAGUUUCCAAUAAAUAUUACAAAUUAAUGAAUUACUCACUUUCACCACUCUUACCUUGAUCUUCCUGUAGCAUAUAUUUAUGACAUGUUUGACAACCAUCUUCCGUUGUUUCGUGAACAUUUUUUUGGAAGAGUCAGUGCAAAAUAUAAUUUUCAGCGAGAAUAAUAAAAAAAAAAUUUUUGUGUGCGUUUGAAAUAUAAUGGUAAAAAGUUUUCCCAAAAGAGAGCAGGAGGAUUUUAAGUUUUCUGAAGAAAGGGGCGGCGAAUUUUGUUUGGGGAACAUUGAUUUGUUGAAUUUAAGGCUUUUUCCUGCUGAGAAUUUUGAAGGUAAGAAAGAAAAAGUUUCUAAAACUCCCAAAAGUUCCUUUCCUAGAAGUACUGAACCUGGAUCAGGCGAUUCUAAUUUAACCAGGCAACGUCAUUCUUUAGAAAGGAAUGAGACCAAAUUGAUUCCUAACAUCAAGAAGUUGCCAAAGGGUUAUGGUAAUACCCAUAUCAAUACAUCAAGUGUUCCUUCCGACAAUUUAUUAUUGUUGUAUUCGAACAGAGAGCGCGGGCCCGAUUACGUUAGUACCGAGCCAAUAAGCCAAAGGGAUUUUCUGUUUCCGAGCAAAAAGAAAACCCACACGCAAGUAAUUGACGUUAUUUCCGAGGAGAGAAUGCCCAAAUCUAUCUCACGGAACAACAAAGUAGACAGUGGUUUCCCAUUUAAAUUGACGCCAAGUGGAAACCUCAAGGUUGAAUCAUCACAAGUUGUUUUUUCUACAAAUAAAUUAAGUGUACUAGUAGCUGAUCCGAAAACUACCAAAGUUAGCGUACAUCCAGAGACAAAUUUUAGUAAAAGAAUGGCGCACGAUACGGAUCUAUCGAAAACCUCUGCAAUGGACACCAUCAUGAGUCAGAAAAAUAAUGAACCAUUACAUUUAAAUCGUGAUUCUUCUUAUAGAAAUGCUGACUGUAAAGUGUACAUUGAUAACGAAGAAUUUAACUGUCACCUUAUUGUUCUUCAAUGUUACUCCGAAUUGUUUGAUGCAUAUAUUGCUGUGAAGAAAGUGGAAUUGCCAUCCGACAAGUGCAGUGCAGCAGCUUUUGCAUUUAUAUACGAAUGGAUGAUAACGGGGGAACCCUCUUAUAAAGAGUUAUCCAGAGACAAUGUUUUAGAUAUCUUCAAUAGUGCCAAAUAUUUGAAAAUUAAAGAUUUGGUGGAACAAUGUUGGGCAUUCAUAGAUCACACUGACGUGUUUUCUGAAGACACUGCAUUCUUACUUUACAUGGAUGCCAAAGAAAAAAAUCUGCCCGAAGUAAGAGAGCUCAUGCUUCCUAGAAUACAAGGCUUCUUCCUAAUGUUAGUCAGUUCUCAAAAUUGGCUCGAAUUAGAAUUAGAUGAUGUCAAGAAUUUCCUCAAGUCUAAUUAUAUUUGUGUUAAUUGUGAAAUGGAGGUGUUUAUGUCUGCUGUAAGGUGGCUAAAGCAUGAUUGGAACGCAAGAGAUCACUAUAAAUAUGAAAUACUAGAUUGUGUGCGAUUCGGCAAUAUUGCACCCUGGCAAUUGGUCGACAUAAAGAGGAAUCCGGAAAAUCCAGACUUUAUGGAGCUGGCUAAAGAUCCCAAAAUUUGUAAAAUGAUCGACGAUGGUUUAGCGUACGUCAUCAUUAAAUAUUGGUACGGACAAGAAAACGACGACUUCCAACACUGGAACGCCGUUCUAGGUCUUCAAGAACCGCCUCCGCGCAAUUGGAGCGGUUCAGACAAGACCUACUUCACAUACAGAGAAUUCCUCAUCUACCUCGACCAGUACAGAAGGAACCAAUUGAUCGAAAAGAACAAGCCAAAGAUAUCCAGCGACAAAGGUGACAGCAAGGAAGCAAGAAAAUCGACUACGGGUUCCGUAGAGAAAAAUUCCCCGAGGGUACCCACAAUGGAAGAGUUUUUGUCCAAGAAGAAACAACCAGUAGUCACUUUCCCAGCCCUAAUCGACGAAGAAAUAAAGCCAAUGAAAUCUUGUAGGCGAUGGCUUACUCGACCCCAGGCUGCUGUUAUCAUCCAAAGGGCCUAUAGAAGAUUUCAAAGGCAACAAUUACUUAAAAAUAUUCCCCUCGAUAAAUCAAAAAAAUCUAAGACGAGCGAAGUUUUCAAAAAGACCAAAAAGGGCGUAUUAAAUAUGUUUAACAUGGUGAAGAAUCAUUUUGAUGAUCAGAGACAAUCAACUGAUCUUGUUUGGACGCCAACUAGAAGAAACUUGUUAGACGAAGGAUCUCUAUUUCACGAAAUUAGAGAGACCGUGUUAGUUUUCGGUGGUCUAGACCCUCACAAUCCGUACGGAUUUGGUAAAAAUACAGGGAAAGAAAUCUUCCGUUACAUGCCUGUCGGAAAUUUUUGGCAAUUCGUAGCAGAAUUGCCUGAACCAAGACAUCAUCACUGCGCGGAGUUUUACAAAGGAAGAAUCUUCUUAGUUGGUGGAAGUGAUCCUCGCGGAAGCCAAAUCUUCCAAGAUGCAGGUGUUACUGCCACUGUGUGGAGUUUUGACCCGGUCGCUAGAAAAUGGUUUAAAGAAGAACCAAUGUUUGAAGUUAGAAAAAAUUUCGGAUUGGUUGGAUGUAAUCAAGGUCUAUAUGCCAUUGGAGGACAAGGAGGACAAUAUGAAGUUUUAAACAGUGUUGAGAAAUAUGAUAUCGAAAAAAAGAUCUGGAAUCAAAUGAAACCCAUGUUGACUGCGAGAACUGGUUUCGCCUGCGCUAAACUAAGGAAUCAUAUUUGGGUGGCCGGUGGUAUAACUGGCAGUGAUAGUACGAUCGAUAUAUUGGAAUCUGUCGAAACUUACGAUAUCAGAUCUAAUCAAUGGACAGAACUGAAGUACCCACUACGAUUUCCACGAUGUUUUUCCUCGAUGUUCGUUCUCUCAGAUAAACUUUACCUGAUUGGCGGCGCAGGGAAAUCUCCAGAUAAAUUCAAAAGGGGUAGUACGACUAGCAUAGGAGCCCUGGAUCUAUGGAACGAUAAAAAAUUCGAAUGGAACGAAAUAUCACAAUUGAAUAUUCCUAGACAUGGUCAUGCCGUGUCUUAUCUUGGAACUCAGAUACUGAUAGUUGGUGGAGUUACAACAGCGUACGGAAGAGCUUUGAGCAAUACGGAAUGUUUUUGCACACAGCGAGUGUCUCAAGGUUAUCAUCAAGGUCCCAACGACCUUCCAAUGCAAUCCUCAAAGGAACAAACAUUGCUAUGGCAGCAGAACUCUUACCUAGGAGAUUCUGGUAUCCAGUCUGGAGCUGCCACACAGGUUCCAUCCCUGACUGGCAAAGAGGAAGAAGAGAUGGAUCUGUUUGACCUGGAUCAACCCUAUCAAGGAUUCACCCAAGAACAAGUGGAUGAAAUGAAUAACCAGCUGAAUCAUACGAGAUCUCAGAGAGUCAGAGCUGCAAUGUUUCCAGAAACAUUGGAUGAAGGAAUAGAAAUCCCUUCAACCCAGUUUGAUCCAAACCAUCAAACUGCUGUCCAACGACUUGCUGAACCAAGUCAGAUGCUAAAACAUGCAGUUGUUAAUUUGAUUAACUACCAAGAUGAUGCUGAUUUAGCUACCAGAGCUAUCCCUGAGUUGAUAAAACUCUUAAAUGAUGAAGACCAAGUUGUUGUGUCCCAGGCUGCUAUGAUGGUUCACCAACUUUCAAAGAAAGAAGCCUCUAGACAUGCUAUCAUGAACAGCCCACAGAUGGUAGCAGCUUUAGUUAGAGCCAUCUCAAAUUCUAAUGAUUUAGAAACUACCAAAGGCGCUGUUGGUACCUUGCACAAAUUAUCACACCACAGGCAAGGUUUACUAGCUAUAUUCAAGAGUGGCGGAAUCCCAGCUCUUGUUAAAUUGUUAAGUUCUCCUGUAGAGAGUGUAUUGUUUUAUGCCAUUACUACUCUACAUAAUCUGUUGUUGCAUCAGGAUGGAUCAAAAAUGGCAGUGAGACUUGCUGGUGGUCUCCAAAAAAUGGUAGCACUGUUGCAAAGGAACAAUGUCAAAUUUUUGGCUAUCGUGACUGAUUGCUUGCAAAUUUUGGCUUAUGGUAAUCAAGAAAGUAAACUGAUCAUUUUGGCUUCACAAGGACCCAUCGAAUUGGUCAGAAUUAUGAGAUCUUACGACUAUGAGAAGUUGCUAUGGACCACUUCAAGAGUUUUGAAGGUUUUAUCAGUUUGUUCCAGUAAUAAACCAGCAAUUGUAGAAGCUGGUGGAAUGCAAGCUCUUGCUAUGCAUUUGGGCAACCCAAGCACCAGACUGGUGCAAAAUUGCCUUUGGACUCUAAGAAACUUAUCAGAUGCUGCUACUAAGGUUGAUGGUCUAGAAAGCUUGUUGCAGUCCUUGGUGCAGGUACUGGCUUCAUCUGAUGUCAAUGUUGUAACAUGUGCAGCUGGUAUUCUUUCUAACUUGACCUGCAAUAACCAACGUAACAAAGUGACAGUUUGUCAAGUAGGAGGGGUCGACGCUUUGGUACGCACUAUAGUCACAGCUGGAGAUCGUGAAGAGAUCACAGAACCGGCUGUAUGUGCUUUACGUCAUUUAACAUCCAGACAUGUUGAAUCUGAAAUGGCACAGAAUGCCGUCAGGCUCAACUAUGGGAUACAAGUAAUUGUAAAAUUAUUGAAUCCACCUUCACGUUGGCCAUUAGUGAAAGCAGUGAUUGGACUUAUAAGGAAUUUGGCUUUAUGCCCAGCUAAUCAUGCUCCUCUAAGAGAGCAUGGUGCAAUUCACCACUUGGUUCAGUUACUAAUGAGAGCUUUCCAAGACACACAAAGGCAAAGGGCCAGCGUUGCGAGUGGCGGCAGCCAACCUCCAGGAACCUAUGCGGACGGAGUGCGCAUGGAGGAAAUAGUAGAGGGCACCGUCGGUGCUUUACACAUUUUGGCUCGAGAAUCUCACAAUCGAGCCAUUAUUCGGCAACAAAUGGUUGUACCGAUCUUCGUGCAACUGCUUUUCAAUGAUAUUGAAAAUAUACAGCGUGUUGCAGCUGGAGUCCUAUGUGAGCUCGCUGCCGACAAGGAAGGGGCGGAAAUGAUAGAGAAUGAGGGAGCGACUGCUCCAUUGACAGAGUUACUGCAUUCGAGAAAUGAAGGGGUCGCUACAUAUGCAGCGGCCGUUUUGUUUAGAAUGAGUGAAGAUAAACCUCAAGAUUAUAAAAAACGAUUGUCAAUGGAGUUAACCAACUCAUUGUUCAGAGAGGAGAACCUUUGGAAUCCCGACCUGGGCAUGGGGCCUGACUUACAGGAUAUUUUAAGUCCAGAUCAGGCUUAUGACAACAUGUAUGCCCAAGGUCCACCAAGCGUCCAUAGUAGCCAUGGUGGCAGACCUUAUCAACAACAAGGGUAUGACCAGAUACCCAUAGACAUGCAGGGUUUAGAGAUCGGCUCUCACGGAGGCGGAAAUGGUUCGACCUAUAGCGCAAUCGACGCCAUGGACGUUACCAGCGGAGACCAAGAUCUCAAUUUUGAUACCAUUGAUCAACUCCCCACCCCUCCCCAAGAUAAUAACCACGCCGCUGCUUGGUACGAUACCGACUUGUAAAACGAUGUUAGUUUUCUAAUGACAGACUGUACCACCAAAAUCGGUCGUUUAAGGUAGUAACUAAAGAAAUCUGUCAAAGUUGUCAGUAUGUGCCAUGGAGUUAGCUACCAGAAUGACAACUGUGGCAGAUUAUGACAAUUGACUUAAUUCACAUAUGAAGUUGAAUAGUUAUUUUAUUGUUUUAGUUAUUUUAUUAUUAAGUUUUUCAAAUAUAUCCCUUCAUACAAAUUGAUUGUUUAAAGAAAUCUAUAUUAUUUGACUUUAGUUACUAUUUUAAGGAUAAUUAAUUGUUCAUGUGCUAAAAUAUCAAAAUAAUUAUAUUUUUAAUGAUAAUUUAUUUUGUAAUCGCAUUUCUUUUUUAUAUUAAUUUGUUUCUAUAUUUGUUCUUAAUAGUGUGUAUUUUUGUUGCUUCCUGUUCAGUGGUGCUAAACAAUUACUAAGAAGCUUCAUUUUAAAGGUAAGAGCUAGUCUGUCAAAUGUCAAAUAAGUAUUAAAACGAAUAUAAUUUUAAAUAUGGCAGCUUGUAUUUUUAAGCUAUUUUUUUUAUUUUUACAUACAUUUUUUUUUUUUUAUUUUCUACGAUUGUUUAUUUAUUAUUUCCAUUAGAAUUAUUUGAGAGAAUGUUGAUAUCACUAAAAAAAAUUGGUAAGGCUGGUAAUGUUAUUUAUUUCGGGAAUUUGACUGAGUUGACGGCUGGGUCUUAUUAAAAUUGAACUUCGUGUUGGUGUAAAAAUUUAAUAUCAAAUACUUUCAACGAACAAGCGGUAUUUUACCUUGUGGCAAUUUAUAGUGUUUUAUUAGUAUAUUUAUGUACUUUAUGUAUUAAUUGUUCGAUUUGAUUUAUUUUUAUUGGGUAUAAUGGUUUAAAGAAUCCUGAAGUGUAGAAAAAGGAACUAAACAUUGACUGAUAUUUUAUAAAUUUCAGGUUUCUUUUUACUGACAUUAAGCAAUAUUUUUUAUUAAUUUUUCAUCUAUUUUUAUUUAUCCCAAUGUUGUCGAUUCUAAUGUUAAAUUAAUUGCAUUUAUUUUAUUGAUUUUUUUGAUUUAUCUAUUUCACAUUUCUUGGUAGUUACUUAAAUAUUAAGUAAGAAAACAGUAUUUAUAGAAUAAAAAUAUGUAUCAAUAGUGAUAGUUUUUCUUUUUUAUUAGCGUUAAGGUUCGUUUAACGUUUUUUUCAUGAUGAAAUUUUGUCUCCUACUCUUUUGUCUUUCGCACAAUAACCAUAACAUUUGUUUUCAUAUUAUAUGGAUUUUAAUUCUGGACGUUUUUUCGUAUACAGGGUAGAAAGUUAAUUAUGAAGUAAGGCACUGCCUUCAGUGAAUACUACAUGUAUUUAUUGGCAUUCAUUAAAUAUCUGAUUGUA